AUGGGAAUGCGGUGCAUCGGCCUGCGGGGUGGGGCAGAUGAUGACAGUCUCUUCGACAUCAGCAAGGAGGUAGAGGAAGCUGAAGCUGAAAAGAUCCCGACUCUUCAUGUGGAGGGAGUGGAGGAUUCCGUCCUCGAACAACAGCCUCCGGAGAUUCUGCAAGGAGACAUCCACUAUGGUUCUGAACACUCUUCAGAUGGAGAUCCUUUCGCAGAUACCCCCAUACGACAGUCAAGACCCUCACACGAGAAACAUGCUCGACGUCCAGGUGCCGACCCGUCAGAGUUGGACGACCUGAGCGAGGCCGAGGCGCAGGACGUCGAGAGACUGACUGCAGAGUUGGAUGCAGACAUCCAGAGAACGAUGGCAGAGGACAUGAAGCUGUCGGAUGAUUCCGAUGAUCAGGUCGACAGCAGGCACAGCAAGAGCGCUCACAGGGAUAACCCCAGCAAGGUGCGGUAG
Guillardia theta CCMP2712 is the source of this 462-nucleotide messenger RNA. RefSeq lists its product as hypothetical. NCBI's taxonomy places the organism in Eukaryota, Cryptophyceae, Pyrenomonadales, Geminigeraceae. The transcript has a single exon. The record is from RefSeq and is a predicted model, not a curated record. Bases 1 to 462 code for a protein of 153 amino acids.